AUGUCGUCUUCCAAUGUCGCAGGUCAUCAGUCAUCGUCCCAACAAGUCGACCCUGCGGUCGAAAAACUCGUGCGUGAGACAAAGUCACUCAAGGCAAAGAUCGACCUUCUCGAGGCAGAGAACAAGGCCCUCAAGAAGAGUCUUUACGAGCUGUCUUACAUAUACUCUGCAUAUAUCGGAAAAGCCCAGCACAAUGGACAACAGAAUCGGUCGUCAAACAGCAACAACAACAGUAAUAGCGCCGCCACCGACGACGAUACGGACAACAUAGUAGGAACAUCCUCCUAUCGACAUGACGACGACGCUCACAGCGACAUGGCCUUGGCAGUGGGUCAGCUCUUGUCUAGCAUGUCGGUAACCCAGCAGAAACAGGGAGCCGAGGCAGGAACACCCAAUACAGCCAGUGGCUCAGAUCCCAGCUCACGAGACCUGGAUGCGAAACUCAAAAGCGCCGCCGAUCUAAUCAAAGUCGAGGAAGAAGGCGUGCGACGGUUGAACAUGGGAAGCAUUGUCUCGAGACAGGAUGGGGCAUCAAAAUCUGACGGCAGACAAUUCUUCCUAAAGAACGAUCUCAAAGGACACCAAGGAGCGGUCUAUGCAGUCCAAUACUCGCCCAAUGGAAAGUUCCUCGCAACCGGCUCGUUCGACAAGACCGUAAGGAUCUGGGAUGGCACCACAAACCAGAAUGAGCUAUAUGUGCUCAAAGGUCAUGGACUCAAUAUCUCAGAUCUCGCAUGGGGCCAUGAUUCGUCCCUCUUGCUGUCGGCUGCCUACGACAAGACCUGCAAACUGUGGGAUGUUGAGUCAGGAAAUCUACUGGAUAGCUUUGAGGGCGAAGGUUUUGUCCAAUGCGUGCGGUUCCAUCCCCAUGACAAUAGUAUAUUUUUCAAUGGAACGACGCGCAACAUGCUGAGCAUGAUCGACACCAGAAAAGACAGCAGCGCUCCGUCAGGACCACCAAUUACCAUCAAAAAUGACGCCAUGGUCAAUUCAAUCUAUGUAUACCACGACGGGUUGACGGUUAUUUCGGGUGACUCUUCAGGAUAUCUCAAGACAUGGGACAUGAGAAUGGGCAGGGUAUUGCAGUCGAUCUUAAACGAGCCGACAAAGAGCCCUAUUUCGCAUAUUGCAGUUUCUAAACAGCGUGGAUCGAUAGAAGAGACAAAUAUUGCGGACACGGAAGAACAGGAGUCUCGCUGGCUCGCUGUCAAUAGUUAUGAUAAUGUAAUUCGGGUAUAUGACAGAGGGUUUGAGCCCCCAACGACUGUUCCUCGCCUUAUCCACUCCUUGAAGGGCUACAGGAACAAGCAUUGGCCCAUCAAGAGCGCGUUCUUUCACGGAAAAGAAUAUAUUGCAGGGGCUGCUACCAGACGGUCCGGCAAGGUUCGGGGCGCAGAUGGAGAUGAACCACAGUCAAUUCUGUCUGAUAAAGACAUCCCUCUAGAAUCUAGUCUUAUUCUUGCGUCGGGCAGUAUGGACCCAUACGUGUACUUGUUUGAUGUUGGCGCAGGCGAUGGUCAAUACGACCUGCUUCAGAAGCUGUCUGGUCAUACAGAUCGUGUAUACGACGUAGACUUCCAUCCGAUCGACCAUGUCUUGGCCUCAGGAUCUGCAGACUUUAGCGUUAAAGUGUGGGGUCGUGCCUCAAAGAGGAAGAAAUAA
This is a messenger RNA of Gamsiella multidivaricata, 1662 nucleotides long. RefSeq names its product WD40-repeat-containing domain protein. The transcript is spliced from 7 exons. The coding region runs from base 1 to 1662 and encodes 553 amino acids. Gene Ontology annotation, molecular function: protein binding. Lineage: Eukaryota; Fungi; Mortierellomycota; Mortierellomycetes; Mortierellales; Mortierellaceae. The record is from RefSeq and is a predicted model, not a curated record.